Molecule: messenger RNA, 1070 nt
Organism: Maniola jurtina (meadow brown)
Lineage: Eukaryota; Metazoa; Arthropoda; Insecta; Lepidoptera; Nymphalidae
Product: carbonic anhydrase 2-like
Exons: 6
Coding region: 96-1061 (321 amino acids)
Cellular component (GO): cytoplasm
Molecular function (GO): zinc ion binding; carbonate dehydratase activity
Source: RefSeq, a predicted model, not a curated record
ACAUUGGUAUUAUGAUAUCAGUGUAACAUAAAUUUUAAGUGAACACCACACAGCUUUUAAAUUUCUGUGCAAUUUUAGAUCAAAUUUGAAUAAAUAUGUUAAAAGUAGCAGUAUCUCAAACUGCGGAUGAAGAUUUUGUAGCACCUGUUGAAGAAAAGAAAGAAGUGCCAUCUUUUGGAACCCUAGAAUACAUUUAUUAUUGGAGUGAAUUAGAAGGAAAUCUCCCAUCUCCGAUUGAUGUGUCUAUAACUGGUGCUGUAAAAUAUACCUGCCCUGAUUUGGUUUGGUACAAUUUCGACAUCUACCCUCACAAAAUUAAGUUAACGAACACUGGAUAUACAGUAUUGUUUGGAGCAAAAUGGAGAACCGAAAGACCCUAUUUGGAAGGUGGGCCGUUUUUAGACAAGCACGUUUUCUCACAGGCUCACUUCCACUGGGGAGCUAACAUGAUGGAAGGAAGCGAACAUACUGUAGAUCAACGCCGGUAUCCCGGUGAAAUGCAAGCAAUUUUCUUCAGAUCUGAAUACUUGACACAAGAAGAGGCGCUGCAUCACCCUGACGGUGUGGUGGUGAUCUGUUAUAUUAUCAGAUAUGGUGCAAGCCCAGACACGCGUCUACAAUGGGUGAUAGAAGGCUUCCCUCGUAUACGUGAAGCCCAAACUCACACACGCAUCGGACCGUAUCCUAUGUCACGACUAUUCCCCAUGUUCUACGAAGACUAUUUCUUGUAUUGGGGAAGUUUAACUACCGUGAAAGGAGAGAGUUUCACAGUUCGAUGGCUUGUUCCACGGACAACUUUGUAUGCUUCCUUUGAACAGAUGAAAGAAUUCCGAAAACUCUGGGAUCCCUGGGACGAACCGAACUUGCGUAAUUUCAGACCACUGCAAGAGAAAGAAGACCGUCACGUAUUUUUCAUACGUCCUCAUUGGAACCAAUAUAACUCCUUGUUGCCAAUACCUUGGGAGCCGGAACCGUCAAUUGCAAUAAUUUCUCCAGAAUAUCAAGCCAAACCUUGGAUGUUGCCGCCUCAAAAUGCCUAUACACAAUCGCAACCGGAAUAAGUAACAAAA